Molecule: messenger RNA, 4101 nt
Organism: Sebastes umbrosus (honeycomb rockfish)
Lineage: Eukaryota; Metazoa; Chordata; Actinopteri; Perciformes; Sebastidae
Product: oxysterol-binding protein-related protein 7-like
Exons: 23
Coding region: 247-3036 (929 amino acids)
Cellular component (GO): intracellular membrane-bounded organelle; perinuclear endoplasmic reticulum; plasma membrane
Molecular function (GO): cholesterol binding
Source: RefSeq, a predicted model, not a curated record
CUGCCUGUGCACCACCUGCAAAUCUGUCAUCUACGCCACGCGCAAGCAGAGAGCGAGAGCAGAGCGAGCGGCAGAGGAGGGCGGCUCCACCACCACCAGUCAGUCAGUCAGUCAGUCAGUCAGCAGAGAGCAGAGAGCAGCAGAGGUUUUCAUCACUUCAGCCGGUGCGUUCCAGUACGUCGCAAUAAACACAGUGCCGUGCACUUUGCCAUGAGACACAACCUGUCCUGAAGGUCCUCUAACUCCAUGCAACGCUUUACUCAUCACAUCGCACCAAUGGACCCUCAGGUGUGUCCGCCCCCCCUGAGCAGCAGCCAAUCGUUGAUCAGCGGCCUUGACAAAUCCCCAGCCAGCACAUUCAAACCUGGCCACUCGCGGAGCAGCAGCACCGGCUCCUCCAAAUAUUCAAAACAGUCUCGUCACUGGGAGGUGAUGGACGACCUGCAGCAACUAGAUAUGUAUUCAGUUCCCGGCUCCACUCAGGACCUCAGCAUCCCUGGGAUCUGUGAGGGAUACUUGAUGAAGAAGAGGAAGUACCCGCUCAAAGGCUGGCACAAGAGAUACUUCCUGUUGGAGAAAGGAAUUCUCAAGUACUCAAAGACGCAGCAAGACAUUCAAAGAGGGAAGCUCCAUGGCUCUCUGGACGUCAGCCUGGCUGUCAUGUCCAUCAACAAGAAGUCCAAAGGCAUAGACCUGGAUGCUGGAGACAACCUCUACCACCUCAAGGCAAAGAGCCAUGACAUCUUCUACAUCUGGUUGACCAAGCUGUGUGCCCACCGUGUAUUUAGGAAAAACGAGGCGAUGAGCGUCCACCAUGGCGUCCUUCACGCUCUCUCCUUGGGCCCGAGCACCGCGCCGACCAUGUCCACUCUCUCCCAGACAAACAGAGCAACGCCUGCUCACUACGCCAGCUCAGCAUCCAUGUACCAUCCAGAGAUGGCGAGCCCCGCCCCUGCCGUCGCCUCUAACCCAGGGGUGACCAGCAAGGUGUCGGCGUGGCUGCAACAGACCCACAACAUCGACGCAACCUCCAACGACCUGGCUCGCUCUCAGGCAGAGCUGACAGAACUGGCCCAGCUCAUCCAGCGACUCCAUUGGCUGGAGGGUGGCCUGCCGAUCACGAACUCAGACCUGGAGAUGAGGAUCAGCAUGCAGAAUCUCUCCCUGGAGAAACCCAAGAGGAAGGUCGGGAGACAGUUUGGUCACUCCAGGACUUUGUCCCGCGUUGAAGCCAUGGGGGGUUUGUUCACCUCCAGCCACCUGAGUACCAACGGUAACCCCGGUGUGGGGGCGUCUGUUCAGUCCAUCCCUGACUACGUCUACACUCAGUUGUCCAACCCUCAGGUCUCCUCACCUGAGGCCAAGAAGCUUCACCAGGAAAUCUGCACUGCUUCUCAGAAGGUUCAUGCGUCUCUUACGUCCGUUCAUGAGGUCUUGACCUUGGAGAGGGAGCGACUGAGGCAGGCGUGGACCGGCCCGGACAUGAGGGACAAUACCUCACAGCAGCUCGCUACACUCUGCAGCACACUGUCUGAGCUUGACAUACAGUCCCGUCUGACCAAAGUCCAUUCGCUUUCCCUGUCCUCUGACUCUACUGAGGAAUCCUUCUGCACCGUCCGUCCUGACCAGAGGACACCAUCUAUGGGUCGUCACAGUCAUCGCGCGCCCUCGGUGGCAGAUUCCAUGGCAGAGUAUUUUGACGCCAGCGAGGUGAUCCUGUGCGAGAGCUCAUCGGAGGCCGAGGCUUCGGAUGAGUCGGGCCUGAGUGACAUCACCACCACCAGCAACUCGGAGCCCGAAGAGGGACACGCCACUGCCACCCUGAACUACCGGGCCAGUCUGAGCAACGCUCCUGACGCACCCAGCCCACUGCCCACUAAUACUGGUCGUCGCACUGUCCUCCCCGCCUUCGGAACAGACAACAGCCACAUUGGCAUCAUGACCAUCCUGUACAACAACAUCGGCAAGGACCUGUCCAGAGUCUCCAUGCCAGUCGCUCUCAAUGAGCCAGUGUCGUUGCUGCAGAGAGUCAGUGAGGAGCUGGAGUACUCCGAGCUGCUGGACAUCGCCAACCAGAUCGAUGAUCCAUAUGAGAGAAUGGUUUACGUGGCAGUGUUCUCCAUUUCUGGAUAUGCCUGGGCGUCCUGGAGGAAUCGAUACAAACCCUUCAACCCUGUUCUUGGAGAAACGUACGAGAAUUACAGAGAAGACCGAGGCUUCCGCUACGUCAGCGAGCAGGUCAGCCAUCACCCACCCAUCUCUGCCUGCCACGCAAAGUCCGAAAACUUCACUUUCAAUCAAGAUCAGAGAUGGAAGAACAAGUUUUGGGGAAAGUCGCUGGAGAUUCUCUCUUUUGGACUGGUCAAUGUUACCCUGCCCAAGUACGAUGAUCACUAUGAAUGGAACAAGGCAGUGACUUGUAUCCACAACGUGCUGAGUCAGGAGCGCUGGAUUGAGCACUAUGGUGAGGUGGUCAUCAAAAGCACAAAGAGCGACGUCUGCACCUGCAAGAUCACCUUUGUCAAGUCUCGCUACUGGAGCUCCGACAACAGUAAGAACGAGGUGCAGGGUGUGGUUCUGGACCGGGCUGGAAAAGUGGUUCAUCGUUUUGGAGGCCUCUGGCAUGAGGGCAUUUUCUGUGAUACCCUACCCACACCAAAGUGCAUCUGGAAGCCAACUGUGCAGCCUGAUGACCACCCCCAGUUCUACGGCUUUUCACGUUACGCCAGAGAACUAAACGAACUGACGUCUGAGCUGAGUGCAGUCCUCCCGCCUACAGACACACGCUUCAGACCAGACCAGAGGCUCCUGGAGGAGGGGAAGGUAGCAGAAGCAGAUAAAAUGAAGGAUGAGGUAGAGGAGAAGCAGAGGGAGAGGAGAAAGGAGAUGGCCAAGAGAGGGGAGGAGCACACCCCCAGGUUCUUCAGGAAAUCUGUGGAUGAAGCCGGCAGAGAGGUGUGGCUGUUCAACGACACCUACUGGAAGCUCCGCAAAGAGCCGGGCUUCGCCAACACUGAAAACCUGGACCUGUGGUAGAACCCGGCACUUAGCUUAAUGCCGAGGAAUGACCCUAGCCAGGUGCUAAAAAAACAUUGUAAUAUAACGAAGAGGAAUAAUAUGCCCCUUUAUUAUUAAAAAUGAUGAAUUGUGCCCCAUGUUAGUCUAAUAACCUAUGCAUGAAUACACUGUAGUGACUCGUCAACAGAGAUUCAGAGCUCCGCUGCUACCCGUUACUGUCGGGAUGUAGAGGAGAAGGCCGUUUGAAGGCACAAAUGAACCUCUAAUUGAGUCUUUCUGUGCCAAGUAGAGGUGAGGUGCCGCUAUGGAACAAAUGAAGACUGAUUAUAGAUGAAGCCGGAUGUCCUUUCAGCCUUUGGCCUACAUCUCACCAUGAUGGAGCUCUUACAUAUAAUCAUUCACGAUUCAAAACAAAUCUUAACUUAAAAUCCAGUUUUUAUCGCAGCCCUUGAGAAAAUCGUUUUGUCAGGAUUGAGGCUGUAUGUGAAGUGUAUUGGUGGGAUGAAAUAUCAGAAAAUAAUGUUAUACUUUUGUUAGUUUAAUCAUGUUAAUAAUAGCAUUUUUUAGUAAGGCUCACUUGUAUGACAGUUGUGAUGGGAAAUCAGAAAUAAAUAGUUUCAGCAGGUUGCUUGUUGCUGUGGAGGGAUCCAGAACACAAGGAGGGGGGUAAUGUGGUCCUUGUGGGGUGUGUUGCAGGUGAACUGGUGCUGUCCUGCUCUCUUUCUCAGUGGGUCUUACUCUAUAAACUUGUCCAUUUGUAAAGUAGGUGUGUAUUUCAUUUUCUGACAUUUAAUCGUGACACAUUGGUGAGACGUGGUUUUUACUAAGUCUAGCAGACCUAGCCUUCCUCCUCUCUCUCUCUCUCUCUCUCGCCUGUAUGAUUUGUUGAUGUCCAGAAUGAGCCGACAGACGAGGAUUGCGCCUCUUGGACCAUUGCGCUCUGUUGAUGUAUGCAGUGAAGUAUUUUUAACGAUGUUUCAGCAAUGGAUUUUAAUAAGGAAAAGAGACUACUGUUAAAACCCAGUGACGUGUGUUUUCUUAAUGGUUUUGUUUCAAAUUAAAGGUUCCCCUAAUCGACACCGA